This is a messenger RNA of Colias croceus (clouded yellow), 1746 nucleotides long. RefSeq names its product cytochrome P450 6k1-like. Bases 157 to 1653 code for a protein of 498 amino acids. Gene Ontology annotation, molecular function: monooxygenase activity; iron ion binding; oxidoreductase activity, acting on paired donors, with incorporation or reduction of molecular oxygen. NCBI's taxonomy places the organism in Eukaryota, Metazoa, Arthropoda, Insecta, Lepidoptera, Pieridae. The record is from RefSeq and is a predicted model, not a curated record. The transcript is spliced from 10 exons.
CCACUACUUUCCACGUUCUUGAAGUACUGGUUCAAGAACUGUAGUGGAAGUCACUUCCAUAGUCCAUGCCCACUGCAUUUAAAUAGUAAACUCGUGAUAAUACCACUUAAUGUGAUAGUGUCAGUGUACGAGGAAGCACAUAGAUAUCCAAGUAUAAUGCUUUGGAAUCUUCUGGGAAUAACAGUGUUGUGUGUUAUAACAUGGUUGUAUUACCGGUGGACUUGCGUGCGGCAAUACUGGGCGAAGCGCGGAGUGCCGCACCUGCCGCCGCACCCCGUCAUGGGGAGCCUCACCUUCCUGCAGCGACAGAACCCCGCAACCUGGAUGAUCAACAUUUACAAGCAAUUCAAGAGCCCGUAUGUGGGAGCAUGGAUGUUCUGGCGGCCAGCUCUCAUCAUCAAUUCACCAGAGUUAGCAAGAAACAUACUUGUUAAGGAUUUCGCUUUUUUCCGUGAUAGAUUUCUUAGUUCAGGUUCUUCAGAUCCCAUUGGUUCUCUAAAUUUGUUCACAGUUAAUGAUCCCUUAUGGUCAACAGUAAGAAAACGACUUACAGGUGUAUUUACAGCUUCCAAACUAAGAGCUUUGCAAAACCUCGUUGAUUUGAAAUCGAGUCAAUUAUUACAAAGAAUAAGGAAUGCAGAAGAUAACACUAAGUUAAAUUUAAGGGCAAUAUACACGGACUACACAACAGACAUCAUCGGAACAGCAGCAUUCGGAGUGGAGACCAAUGCCACCCUCACUGGUGUGGACCCGAUGCGGACUGUCACGCAGGCGUUUACCACCUUCGAUCUUUAUAGAGGCCUCUGCUGGAGCAGCAUUUUCUUUUUCCCGGAACUUGUGGAUAUAUUUCGGUUCUCCUUGUUUCCAAAAUGGUCUAUUGACUAUUUUAAGAAAGUCUUCAAAAUAGCCUCGGAACACAGAAAUGACAAACGAACGCCUGGGGAUUCUAAAGAUUUGCUCGACGCUUUACUUAAGCUGAUGGAUGAGGGAGCAAAAAGUAACGAAGGUAUAACGGAGGACGUAGUAAUUGCUCAAGCAGCAAUAUUUCUAUUUGGAGGUUUCGAAUCAACGUCAUCAAUAAUGAGCGUGUGUUCUUACGAAUUAUCGUUCCAUCCUGAAAAACAGGAUAGGUUGUACGAAGAAUUAAUAGCAGUCAAAAAUCAAAGUGAAAAUGGUCAUUUGGAAAUAUCAAAGCUCGCUGAUUGCCAAUAUCUUAAUGCUGUUAUGAAAGAAAGUCUUCGCAAAUAUUCUCCAAUGGGCUGGCUGGACAGAAUCGCAGACAAGGAUUACAAAAUAGACGAAAACCUAACAAUAUCAGCUGGCACACCCGUAUACGUAAAUAGUAUUGGUAUGCAAUAUGACGAAGAAUUCUUCCAUGAACCAGAGAAGUUUAUUCCCGAAAGAUUUUUACCCGAAAAUGUGGGGAAUAUUAAACCAUUCACGUUUAUGCCUUUUGGAGAAGGACCCCGCAGUUGCAUUGGUAAACGAUUUGGUCAGAUAUCUCUGAGACACGCAAUGGCAAACUUAAUAUUAAAUUAUAAAUUUGAAGCUUUACCAGGAGCAAAAAAGCCAAGCGAAAUAAAAUUUGAAAAACGCGGUUUGUUCCUUGUACCAGGGCAAGAGCUUUACAUUAAAUUUAUCCCGCGGAGUUAAAUCGUUAAAAUAAUAUCAUUAUGUUAUUUGAAAUGUUAUUUUUUAUAAUUAUAUUUUAUUUACAUAAAUGUUUAAAUCGUGCUAGAAAAUUAA